AACAAAGCAGUCCACGGACGGGAACACUGAUCAGAUGGAAGAUAGGAUAUCCAAUGUCAUGGCAAACUCAUCAAGGUGACAAGUUUUGUAAUUAAAUGGCGGGAAAAGUAUCGAUGCUGACUUGACAGUUAGCAUUAGGUGGCAAGCCGCACUUGAGACUCUGACAGUCAAAGAAAGACAACAAUUUGACGAUUUCAGAUUAGACAAGUUGGAGAUCCUUGAUGAGGUUCUUGCUGCUGUUGUAGAGAAAAAGGCCGAGUCACUCAGAAAGCGUUGGAAGUUCACACGAAAUGGCAAAACCUAUGUCAUCAAGGACUAUCUGGAGAAUAUAGUCACCUGGGUCGAUAAGUUCAAGCAUAUCGGAGACAUCGCGAUACAAUACGAUCCUGCACAUGCAGCACUUCCCUGGGCCGUCGUCCGAUUGUUUCCCCAGGCGACUGUCGACAAUGUGAAAACUUUCGGCAUUGUAUGCGAGAACAUGAGCCACAUCGCAAACAUCAUCAAGCGCUCUGCCGUCCUCGAAGAUCUGUAUCUUGGCCGGUGCCCUACCCAUCUCAUCGUCAGAACGCUUGUCGCGGACGGCUCAAUGGAUCGGGCGAGUGGCUACUGAAACACCGCGAAUUCAUCCACUGGCGAGGUAGCAGUUAUUCUUCGGUGUUUUGGCUGCAUGGCAUCCCGGGUUGCGGCAAGACUAAACUUUGCUCAAUGGUGAUUGAUGCCAUCAAAUCCGCAGAGCCAAUUGCGUAUUUCUACUGCACUCGCGAUUCCCGCGAGCUCCUGAGAGGGAAAUGUUCCGCAAUAACUCAGAGCCUUCUGAGGCAAACAGUCGCCUUGUGCCCGACAAACAUGAUUCCAGAGGCCGUGCGCAUCGCAUACAAAAACAUGAAAGACGAAGGAUUCGGGGAAAGAGAUCUAACAGAAGUCGAAUGUGGAGAUAUGUUAGUUGACGCUACGAAGACAUUUCCUUCUCUGACAAUUGUCAUUAAUGCUGUUGACGAGUGUGAUGAAGAUGAAAGAACUGCACUCAUCCAUCUUCUCAAACGCGUCAGGGACAAGUCAGAGAACCUUGUCAAGAUAUUCAUUUCCAGCCGAGACGACAUCGAUAUCAUGACUUCGCUAGCUGAUGCAGUUGACAAACGGAUACGAGCUGAUGACAACAUAGAUGAUAUCGGCCGGUUCGUUUAUCAUAAAGUGGGCGCACUCAUGGAUUUGAGAGACCUCAAGUACGGAAUUAGGAUGCAAGGGCUCCGUGAAGAAAUCAUCAACGUUUUGACUUCUAAAGCACAAGGAAUGUUCAGAUGGGUGGGUAUCCAGCUCGAGACUCUGAAGUGGAUAAAGUUGGAUGAGGAUUUGCGGACGCAAUUCGGCCAACUGCCUGACAAUCUCAACGACUCUUACCAGGAGAUUUACGACAGAAUCUCUUCAGCGGGCAAGAACGCCAAGCUCCUCUCUGAUAGUGUAUUUCAGUGGUUGAUGUACGGCAAAGAAACGAU
Molecule: messenger RNA, 1493 nt
Organism: Colletotrichum phormii
Lineage: Eukaryota; Fungi; Ascomycota; Sordariomycetes; Glomerellales; Glomerellaceae
Exons: 2
Source: RefSeq, a predicted model, not a curated record